Lactuca virosa is the source of this 648-nucleotide messenger RNA. The record is from the annotation of a GenBank genome assembly. Lineage: Eukaryota; Viridiplantae; Streptophyta; Magnoliopsida; Asterales; Asteraceae.
AUGAACACCAUGCUGAAAACGCCACCGGAUGCUGCCAUUGCCAUACCCAUAACCAUACCUGCAGAUCACUCCGCUUCUCCUACUAAGCUUGCGGCGGAGGUCGACUGCGCCACCAUGAGUAGCAGGAAACUUCCGCGGAACUACGACGUGAUGCAUUUGGCUUUACGGCUUGUUUGUGUAUCGGCGUCGGUGGCGUCCGUCGUCGUAAUGACCUCCGCGAAAGAGAAGUCGACGAUCUCGCUCUACGGCUUUAACCUCCCUGUUUACUCGAAAUGGUCCUUCUCCGAUUCCUUCGACUAUUUGGUCGGAGUAUCGGGAGCUGUAGCAGUUCAUUCAUUUCUUCAACUGCUCAUAACAUCAAAAAUGCUGCUAAGGAAAUCUUCGGCAAUUUCUUCAAGGAAACAUGCAUGGCUGAUAUUUGCUGGUGAUCAGGUUUUUGCGUAUGCGAUGAUGAGUGCUGGAUCGGCUGCAUCAGGAGUCACGAAUCUGAAUCGAACAGGGAUCAAACAUUCAUCGCUACCAAAUUUCUGUAAGCCGUUACAUAGCUUCUGUGAUCGUGUUGCUGUUGCAAUCGGAUUUGGAUUCUUCAGCUGCUUCUUGCUUGCCAUGUCUGCUGUUCUUGAUGUGGUUUGGUUGUCUGAGUACUGA